Messenger RNA from Papilio xuthus (Asian swallowtail), 4731 nucleotides. Its product is annotated as hemicentin-1. The record is from RefSeq and is a predicted model, not a curated record. Gene Ontology annotation, biological process: synapse organization; homophilic cell-cell adhesion. NCBI's taxonomy places the organism in Eukaryota, Metazoa, Arthropoda, Insecta, Lepidoptera, Papilionidae. Gene Ontology annotation, molecular function: metal ion binding; nucleic acid binding; hydrolase activity. The coding region runs from base 29 to 4561 and encodes 1510 amino acids. The transcript has 25 exons. Gene Ontology annotation, cellular component: plasma membrane; axon; neuronal cell body.
CGACACUAACAUCAAUCAGUCGUGCGACAUGUCAAAUAAAAUUAGUUACAUUUUUUUAACAUUAUGUCUGAAUUGUAUAUUCGUAUUAGGACAGUUAGCAGAUCAAAAGAGCAGUUUCGCUUUUGUGAUAGAUGACACCGGAUCAAUGGCAGAUGAUAUUGCUCAAGUGUUAAGUAAAACAGAACUAGUAUUCGACAAGAUUGUAGCCUCUGGAACAUCAUCGAUUGGAAAUAUUAUUUUAGUAACAUUUAACGAUCCGUAUGUUCGACCGGUACUCAUAACCAGAGACGUAAAUACAUUUAAGGCGAGAUUACACUCAGUCGUUGUCGACGGUGGAGACGAUUGUCCAGAAAUGGCGAUGUCGGGAAUUGAAGCGGCUUUAUCAAAUUCUCUGCCAGGAUCCUAUAUUUAUGUUUUCACCGACGCUUCCGCUAAGGACUACGACAAAUUCCCAAAAAUCAAGAGAAUGGCACAAAAACAAGGAUCUCAGAUUGUGUUCUUGCUAACGGGAGAAUGCGAUUCUUUUGGUGAACUUGAUCCUGGUUACAGAGUAUACCAUGAAUUAGCCAGUGCUACUUCGGGACAAGUGUUUCGUAUUGAUAAAGGCGAAAUUGGUCAGGUGUUAGACUUCGUAGGCAAAACUCUUGAUCAAAGACGAGCCGUGUUGGCUUCUUCAGUAUUUUCACCUGGAUACGGCAAAAACUUAAGCUUUCCUGCUGACCCAGAAAUAGACGAUGUGCAAAUAUCUGUGUCAGGUGUUAGUCCGAAAGUUAAAGUAUUAAAACCAGACGGAAGCGACUCUAAAACAACUGAUAUAUUCAAAAACGAUGAGACUCUGGUAGUGGGAGUUGAAAAAUUAGGCUCAGGAAAACAUACGGCGGAGGUUGGCAGUGAAAGUAAGACGAGGGUUGUCAUAACCGGAGUCACUGCUAUCAACUUCCAACAUGGUUUUACUGGUUUAAAACCCACUUCUAUUAAAACCACUGUAACCAGACCCAUUGCAGGUAAACCGUCAUUUUUGGCAAUAGAAUUAUCAAAUAAAGCCAAGGAUGUUAUAUUAAAUGAAGUUGAAUUAUUAGAUCUAGAUAAUAACGUUAUUGGUGUACGACCAUUAAAACAAGUCGACAAAAAUUUCUAUGUGGCUGAUAAAGAUCUACCUCCAACUUCGAUUUUUAGAAUAGCGGUGAAAGGCUACAAUACAAAGACGAAAGAACCAAUAAAACGAUUAUCGUUUACCCCUAUUGAACCUCAAACGCCUUCAACAGAAGACAUACCAGUAAACCGAGCACCGACCGUAACUUUAAUUGGAGAUCCUUUAAGAGAACAAUCAUACGGCGAGCCUUUGCAGCUGCAAUGUAAAAUCAACGCGUAUCCUGCACCGAAAGUACAAUGGAUAGAUGAAACAUCUGGAUUGACAGUUUCAGAAUUGGCUGUAGAAGAAGAACUGCCGUAUGAUUACAUUAGUAUACUUGAUCUACAGCAAGUGAAGAUCAAUACUUCUUAUCAAUGUCGAGCAUCUAAUGACUUUGGUCAAGACAAUACCACAGUUACUGUGCGAGCUAUUGAUAAAUUUGUAGUCUUGAACGUUUCAAAAGACACAAGUAUUGACUACGAUGAUGAAGGAAAAUUGUACUGCAUAAGUAAUGCGAAUCCUCCAGCACAAGUUACAUGGUACCUUAACGGAGACUUGUUAGAUUUAGAUGAAAAUAUAGACAAAUCUGAAGAUGGAUCUAUCCUCAAUAUAAUAUACAUGAAACCAAAGUUUGAAGGAAAAUACAUCUGCGAAGUUAAAAACGAGCUCCAUAGAGAUAUUUACUACAUGAAUGUUGUUAUGACAGGAACAGCUGCACCGAAAAUCGAUGAUUCCGUCACCAAAGUCAACGUAACUAGGAAAGAAAAUGCUACAAUUAGUUGCAACGUCACUGAAGGUAUACCUCAACCAGACGUCCGAUGGAGCUUCAGACAUCGUUACGCUACAGACUUCGUUGUCCUCGAUACUCAUUCGGAUACGCUUGAAAUAAGUAACACAGAUAUAAAUGCUGCAGGAACUUAUAAAUGUGAAGCAUUCAAUUUGUUCGGACAAGCUGAACACGAAAUAGAAUUAGUAGUUAAAUAUCCGCCAAAAAUAACAUCGAAAAGGCAAACAAUAAAAAAUAAAUCAGGUACAAAUAUUUACUUAAAGUGCGAAGUGGAUGGAGUGCCGCAACCAAAUGUUAAAUGGACAUUCAAUGGAGUCGAGAUCAAGAAAUCUUUACGACAACGUAUAUAUAGAGACAACAUGUUGGGUAUGAAGGCUUCAGUUACCGACUCGGGAAUAUACAAUUGUACUGCUGUAAAUGAGCUAGGAUCCGAUACUAUAACAGUGGACGUUACAAUAUAUGACACAGUAAGAAUUACGCCACCGAUUAAAAGUACGUUGGAAACAAAAGUCGGAAGCACUAUUGUUCUCCCUUGCGAGGCGUUUGGAUAUCCUACGCCAACUGUAAAAUGGAUCUUCAUUAAGGAGAAUAACCAUUCCGAGGUACUAAGACCAAGUGAUCCUUCAGGGUCGCUGCAGUUGCCUCGAGUGCAAACCGAACAAGGCGGUCAAUAUUUGUGCAUUGCGGAGAACGUGGGAGGUUCAAGUAAUAUAACUUACACACUACAAGUAUUAGCUCCUCCUCAUAUUGUAAAGUCUUCAGUACCUAAAAGCAUCACUGCUGUCGUCAACGAUUUAGUUUUAACCCUCCCUUGUAAAUCCAAAGGAAAUCCGAAGCCAAAAAUUACUUGGUUAAAAGAUGAACUUAAAAUCCCUUCAGGAACCUAUUGGCAUGAUAUAAAGGAGGAUGGUACUUUGGUUAUCAAGAAUAUCGACGAUAUAACCCAGGGCAGAUAUAUCUGUGUGGCAGAAAAUUCCUUGGGCAACGACAAUGAUUAUUUCGAUGUAUUUGUCCAGAAUUAUCCCGAGGCAAGUGAGAAACGUGGUGUCAUGGAUGUUCAACUUGGAAAAUCGGUCAAAAUUGAUUGUGACAUACCUCAUACGCUCAGCGAUCGGUUAACUUGGUAUAAGGACUCAUUAUUGAUAGCAUCCGGUGAAUUAUAUUUAGACAAUAUUAACAUGGGAGACAAUGGACUUUAUACUUGUCGAGUUAACAACUUUUCUGGAGCGACGAGCGCCUCCAAGAUAGUUAACGUUGGUAUCCCGCCGUACUUCAUUGAAGCAGCCAAUGCAACUAUACUGUAUAAACCAGAUGCUGAAGCUUAUUUAUCAUGCCUCGCCUCCGGUGUACCAACCCCAGCUGUGACGUGGUUACAUAAUAACAUACCAAUAGAAUUUACCGAUAUGGCUUACCGAUUUUAUAUGAGUUCAAAAGACACGGGAAGUUACUCAUGUCUUGUAAGCAACAGAUAUGGAACAAUAAUUAGAGAUUUCAACAUUAUUCCAAAAUGCUUCUUAAAAGUUGAAAGUAACCCUGAUAGCCCAAAAGUUUCUAUAUUGGGUGCUAGAGAUUUAUCAGAGUCAAGCCAUGUCGUUGUAAAUGUUCAAGUAGGGGAAGAAGUAUUAAUCUAUUGUACAAAUGGCUUUGAAAUAUUCCCUGGAACCGUAUUGGAAGCAAUUUGCAUUCAAGACACCAUGCUUAAGAUGGGAGAUAAGGAAAUUAAUUACAGUGAUAUAAAAUGUAGAAAACAUAUAACACCGAUAACAAAACAGACUGGUAGACGUUGUAGUCCCACAAAACGGGAUACAGAAACAAUUAAAGUUGGAAUUGAAACAGAUGGAAAAUUCGAUGAAGUGUUUGAAAUAUGCUAUGAUAAAUUUAAUAGUGUACCUAUUUAUUCAACACAAAAUAUAAAUGAAUCUCUAGCGUUAGUAGAACCGAAAGAUGUUAGAUGGUAUGAUAAUGAUUUGGUAAGAUAUAAUUUUGAUGAAUUAUAUGACUGUACAAUUCAAAUGUAUCACAUAAAUGUAAUCAGACCUUUAGCAAGAGGUUUUGAUUGUUGUUUUACUAAAAGGCAAUUAGUUAAUUCGCAAGAUGUUCCCCCUGGUGUGUCUCAGAUCGCUACCUACAGUAAUUUGAAUAUAGUGCCACAUUGGAGCACAUGUGGAACAAAGAACUGGGACGAUAUUGAAAUGAGAAUAAGGAUAUUAGCAAAAUCGCUGAAUAGAAACUUGAUUGUUAGAACUGGUGCUUCAGGGCAACUUCAAAUUCCCACAGCGACGUUGAGUAUGCAAAAUAUAUUCAUAUACGAUCGAAACAGCCGUCGACAGCCAGUUCCUAAAUUCUUAUGGAAGGUUGUUCAAGAUGAAUAUUCCGGGUCAUCAUUAGCCAUAAUUCAAGUCAAUGUCCCUGAUUUAAAACUAUCGGAAGCUCUUCGUUAUGUGGUGUGCAAAGAUAUUUGCAAUUUGGUGGAAUGGAUGCAGAGUCCAGUGUGGCGUGACGUCAAAUACGGUUUAACUUAUUGCUGUACUAUAAAGGAUUUUGAAAUAGCUUUUGGUUUAGAAGGACAAUUCAGUAACGGUCUCGAAGGAAUUUUCAGUGAUACGUUAAUGCUACCAGACACAGGGCGGCUUUUACUAUAACAUGGCCACGACCAAUAUUGAAAUACAUAAUGUACAUUGUAAUAAUAACAAUCUAGUAUUUACCACAAAUUACACAGACAAUUGGAAGAUUAUCACAUGAUCAAGUAUUCUUUUAUGAUAUUAAAAUGUUAAUUUAAUUUCUGCACUUAAUAAUAAAUAUUAUAAAAGCG